AUGUUGUCCGGGAUAUUGCUCUUCAAUCAAAAGGGCGAAUUGCUCAUCCUCCGAGCAUUUCGCCAGGAUAUGCGACCACGCCUCGCCGACGUCUUCCGCAUUCAAGUCAUCAGCAACCCUCAAAUCCGAUCACCAAUCCUCACACUCGGCAGCACGACCUUCAGCCAUAUCAAGAGCGAGAACAUAUACAUCGUAGGAGUAAGCAAGGGUAAUGUCAACAGUGCACUGGUUUUCGAGUUCCUCUACAAGCUGGUCUUAUUGGGAAAGAGCUACUUCGGACGAUUCGACGAUGAGGCCGUCAAGAGCAAUUUCGUCAUGGUCUAUGAGCUCCUGGAUGAGAUCCUCGACUUCGGAUACCCUCAGAAUACCGAGACGGAGACGUUGAAGAUGUACAUCACAACGGAAGGAGUCAAGUCGGAACGUGCGAUGGAGGACAGCAGCAAGAUCACAAUGCAAGCUACGGGAGCUCUUUCAUGGCGGCGGGAUAACAUCAAGUACCGCAAGAACGAAGCUUUUGUGGAUGUCAUUGAGGAUGUCAAUCUGCUCGUCUCGGCUUCUGGGACCGUCCUUCGCGCGGAUGUCAAUGGAGCCAUUGAGAUGCGAGCCUACCUCUCUGGAACACCGGAAUGCAAGUUCGGGCUCAAUGAUGCCCUUACUCUUGCGAGUGGUGCUAAUGGCACCUCUCUCAACACUCUCGGACCGACUGGAAAUCUCAAUGGCAACAAAGCUUCGAAAGCCGCCGCAGGAAGCGUGACCCUCGAAGACGUCUCCCUACACCAAUGCGUCAAGCUCAGCUCUUUCACCACCGACCGCACAGUAUCCUUCAUUCCGCCCGACGGCUCUUUCCAGCUCAUGACAUAUCGCUGCAGCGAGAACAUCAACCUCCCAUUCAAAGUCCACGCCAUUGUCAACGAGAUUGGCAGAGGCAAGGUGGAGUACAGCAUCGCCAUCCGCUCCAACUACGGCGCAAAACUGUUCGCCACAAACGUCAGCAUCCGCAUACCAACACCACUCAACACCGCAUCGACCACCCACCGCACAUCCCAGGGCAAGGCGAAGUACGUUCCUAGUGAGAACGUGAUCGAGUGGAAAAUUGCACGAUUUGCCGGGCAGAGCGAAUUUGUGCUGAGCGCGGAGGCGGAGCUGAGCACCAUGACGACAUUCAAGGCGUGGAGCCGGCCGCCAUUGAGCAUGCAAUUCAGUUUGUUGAUGUUCACGAGUUCGGGACUGCUGGUUCGGUAUCUGAAGGUGUUUGAGAAGAGCAAUUACAGCUCGGUCAAGUGGGUUAGGUACAUGACCAGAGCUGGGAGCUAUGAGAUUCGAUUUUGAAGAGGCGGAUGAGAUCACGAAGCCCAGAUUGACGACUCGCUGGACAUGAGAGUCGGCACGAUUGCCAACAGCAUGGAGCCACAUACAGAAUCCUCUCCUACGCCCCAACGCAGCUCAGUCUGGUCUGGACGGCAUCUCUGGACGACCAAGCGACUGUCCUCCCCACGGGUGUUGGACGCUUUGCCAUCACUGCGCACCUCAUUUCGGUUCGCUGCUGUAGGCCAUUUGCGGGCGUUGGUAUUGAUAUCCAGAUCAAGAAGGACCUUGGCGUCAUUCAUCUUGUAUCGACACCAAUCACUAUUACCAG
Molecule: messenger RNA, 1636 nt
Organism: Zymoseptoria tritici IPO323
Lineage: Eukaryota; Fungi; Ascomycota; Dothideomycetes; Mycosphaerellales; Mycosphaerellaceae
Exons: 1
Coding region: 1-1329 (442 amino acids)
Biological process (GO): clathrin-dependent endocytosis; intracellular protein transport
Cellular component (GO): cytoplasmic vesicle; AP-2 adaptor complex
Molecular function (GO): clathrin-cargo adaptor activity
Source: RefSeq, a predicted model, not a curated record